This is a messenger RNA of Gopherus flavomarginatus (Mexican gopher tortoise), 6196 nucleotides long. RefSeq names its product phosphatidylinositol glycan anchor biosynthesis class Q (gene PIGQ). Gene Ontology annotation, biological process: GPI anchor biosynthetic process. The transcript has 12 exons. Gene Ontology annotation, cellular component: endoplasmic reticulum; membrane. NCBI's taxonomy places the organism in Eukaryota, Metazoa, Chordata, Testudines, Testudinidae. The record is from RefSeq and is a predicted model, not a curated record. Bases 368 to 2098 code for a protein of 576 amino acids.
GAGCAGUUACAGUUUGAAUGUAGUGCACUCACUGCUCUCACAGGCCUAGGAAAGAAGCAGGCGAGGGGAUCAGGCCCCUCCUUCUAGUCUGGGGAGCCGGGGUCGGGUACCGUAUGCCUGAGGGGCUGGAAGGCUCCCCACCCGCCCCACUGUGAGAGGGGUGGAGCGCUCCAGGCAGCGGAAUCUUAGAGCCACGGGCUUCCGGUGCCUGCCCGGGACGCAUUGGGAACGGACGGCCCGGAGUGCUGCGAGCGGCAGACUGCGUCUCCUAGCAACUCGCUAGCAACACCCGGAAGUGGCUUGAAUGUCACGAGGGUCCGACGCGCCGGCUGUUUGACGGGUAUUACGUUCUUCCAGGAUUGCAGUCAUGGUUCUUAAGGUCUUCUUCCCCUCUUGCUGUGCCACAGCAGAAAGUGGCCUUUUGAUUGGCCGUUGGAUCCCAGAACAGAACUCUGCUGUUGUCCUCGCUGUGGUCCACUUCCCGUUUAUUCCUGGCCAGGUGAAGCAAUAUCUCUCUGAAGUCCAGCGGGUGACUCAGGUCAAUAUGUGUGUGCUGGGCUCAUGGAGUAACAGCAAACAGGAGAAGGAAGAGGUCCUGGACAAGUUCCUGGAAGAUCUCAGCACAAUCUUUUCCCAUGAGCCCUGGAUACAGCUCAGCAAAGAGGGAGACAGCAAGUUUUGGAGCUGCUGUAUCUUUCAGAAAUACCCCAGCAGCCCCAAGGAACAUGAAUUCAUCUUAGUAUAUUAUGACCAGCGCAAAGUGAUGCUUUCACAGCUGCAUCCCACCGACAGCCUGACCACAUCUGCUGACCAUAAGGGAAAUGAUGCCUCAAAACUAGGUGCUGUGUUUGACACCGUUGCAAAGAGCAAGGUUCUAUUCAUGACAGACAGAUAUGAUGAUGGGCCUAUCAAACUGACUCACUGGCAGUCAGAAGGAGUGGAAGCCAGUAUUAUCGUGGAACUGAUGAAGCAGGCUUCUGUGCCUGUGUGUGUGCUGCUGACAUUCCUGCUUUCACUUGUCUCCAGUGUUUGUAAAAGCAGAGUGCUGAAGUUUUGGCCUUUGUCUUUCAUCUGGAGUAAACUCUCAACUUGUGAACAGUUGGGGCACCGACUGGAGCACCUCCAGAUCAUCAGCAGCAACAGGAAGGCUCAGAAUCAGACCCAGCUAAUGAGGAAAGCCAACAUCUUUGUUUCUCUCCUCAUUGACAUGGCUCUGGGAAUACUGCUAAUGUCCUGGCUCUACAGAGAGAAUCAGAUUGGUCAGCUUGCUGACACUCUCAUCCCAGUGGCUGAUCAUAUAGCCAAAGAGCUCCAGGACCUGCUUCAGUGGCUAAUGGGAGUGCCAGCUGGUUUAAAAAUGAACCGGGCUUUGGACCAGGUAUUGGGCCGGUUCUUCCUUUACCACAUUCACCUGUGGAUUAGCUAUAUCCACCUGAUGUCUCCAUUCAUUGAGAUGAUCCUUUGGUAUGUUGGCCUAUCAGCCUGUCUGGGCCUGACUGUAGCGCUUUCCAUCCUCUCUGACAUCAUUGCACUCCUGACCUUUCAUAUCUACUGCUUCUAUGUCUAUGGAGCCAGGCUCUACUGCCUGAAGAUCUAUGGUUUGUCAUCUCUCUGGCGCCUGUUUCGUGGGAAGAAGUGGAAUGUCCUGAGACAGCGGGUGGAUUCCUGCUCCUAUGACUUGGAUCAGUUAUUCAUUGGCACUUUGUUAUUUACAAUCCUGCUAUUUCUUCUGCCCACGACUGCACUGUAUUACUUGGUGUUUACCCUGCUCCGUCUGCUGGUGGUAGUUGUGCAGGGCCUGAUCCAUCUGCUCGUGGACCUCAUUGACUCUCUGCCCCUUUAUUCAGUCAUCCUUCGGCUCUGCAGAUCCUACAGACUUGCAGCUAGCGUGAAGUUCAGAGUCCUUGAACAGAAGCCUGGAAAACCUCUUCGACUCUUAAUGCAGAUAAACCCUCUGUCCUAUGGCAGCGUGGUGCAGACCUACAGGCUCACAAGCUAUGCUUGUUACCCUAAGGAUUCCUGGAGCUCUCUGUGCAAGAAGCUGUUUGUUGGAGAGCUGAUCUACCCUUGGAAGCAUAAAGAGGAGAAGCAGGACUAAAGCGAAGCAAACAAGCCAGGCCUGAAAGAAUGAGCCAAAAAACACCAUUCAGACCCACUCGCUGCUCCCAGGACCAGUGAGCCUGGACCCAGCAGCUGCUAACUGGGACAAUGCUAUCAAAUCCUCUGCUGAGACUUUGGUAGUAUGCGAGGAGGGGCUGCAUUUUAAGUGGGAGUGUUUUUAUAUCAGUGUUUCUCACACUUUUUUGUACUGGUGACCCCUUUCACAUAGAAGGCCUCCAAGUGUGACCCUCCAUAUAAAUUAAAAACACUUUUUUAUACGUUUAACACCAUUAUAAAUGCUGGAGGCAAAGGGAGGAUGUGGGGUGGAGGAUGACAGCUCACGACCCCCGCUACUCCCUAUAAGAAUCUUGUGAUUCCCUGAGAGGUCCGGACCCCCAGUUUGAGAAUCCCUGUUUUAUACAGUCUCUUUCAGCUUUCCCCUACCUAUAUGGCCCCAUCCAGCUGACUUGGUUUUCAGGCUGUUCUCUGUUAAUGAAGUGUUAUUCUGCCCUAGAUUACACUGUUCCUGCCUGGCAGCACUAGGGACCAGAGGUUUAACCCUUCAGUGCCUCUCCACAGCAGCAUACCAUGUAAGCCAGGGAGUAGCUCCUGAUCAGCCCAAUGGUCUGUUAGUCUUUCCAUGCAAGUUCCUGGGGCCUGAGGGUGAUUAAAGCCAAAACGCCGAGGUGGAUUAUUACAUCCAAGUGUUCUGGACCUUUCAUAUUCUCGUGUUCAAGCCAAUUCAUCAAAUGCAUGCUCCCAAACUGCACUGUCAGCUUAGAAACAGUACUGGUCUGUAGCCCACUGAUUUGUCCCAUUGCUUUUUCUUUGGUAAUAGAAUUGGCUUUUUCCCACUGCAGCACCACAGCAAGAGUGAGCAUAGAAAAAAUGUAGCGUGGAGGCCAGAAAACACACACUGCUCUGGUACCAUGCCUAACCCACCAUUUACAGCAGGAACAGACACAGGUAGGGUUUCACCACAAAAAGUCAUCUUUGGCCUAAAUUUUCCUAACUGACUAGUGACAUUGGAUGUGUCUGUUUCUCAGUGCCCAAUCUGAGACCUUUUAAAGGCACCUGAUUUUUGAACAGUCCAGACCCUCUAACGGCUCUCAAAAUCAGCCUCUAAAACUACUAGUCACUUUGGAAAAUCUAGACCCCAUUUCUUAAGAAUACUUUUCUUGCUUGCGGUACUAACCUCCAGAUCACAAGGAAAACAAUGGUCUCUUUCUAUAUCAGGUUUUAAGUGCAUACACAUUAUGGUGUCUGUUCCCCUUUCGAAGUGUUCCUCCUACUAACCCUAAUGGGAAAUACAUUCAUGUGUUGGCCAAGGAGUAGAUUCUUUAGUAUGUACCUACCACAUAUAUUUCUGUAGUUUAAAAUAGACUGUAUACAGAUGUGUAAGUACACUGUGCGUAGGUGUACAACUGUCACUUCCCAGAUCCUAAACAGGAUAUGUAGUGUUGCUGUGUACUGUUGCCAGGUUGCAUUCCAGAGAUGGCUGCAUUACAUUGGUGGUGAAGCUAUUCCUAUGGACUAAAUCCUGUCUCUUCUCCUUUGCAGCCGAAAGUUCUGCCUUCAGAGGAACCAGCAUGGGAAAGCAGGGUAGGAUUUCUGGUGUCUAUGCUGCAGAGCUCUUCUCCGCAUUCCUGUGCAGUUGCUUACAGGAGGAAAGGAAGGGAGGAGUGGGGUCAGGUUUGGUGGAGCCACUACCACAUGGCUCCACUAGCUGUUGUCCUCUGCAGGAGUCCAGCAGGAAGGGAGACUAUUGCAGCUUUAGAGCUGCAGUAGUUGUCAGAGAACAUAUCUACUGGCACUCUAUAGCCAGGGCAGUGGUGGGUGAGGGAUCUUUUGUCCCAUCCCAGUGUUCAGCCUGAUUACAUGGGCUUGAGGGAGGAUUUGUCCCCAUAUAUGUAAUAUGCUUUGAGCUCUUUCUGGCUGAGUAAGCACUUGUUACACUGGUGUACAUGUAGGUUAAAAUCUUCAUUAAGGCUACGUCUCUGCUUGGAGCUAGGGGUGUAAUUCCCAGCUCGCAUAGGCAUACUUGUGCUAUUUCUAUGAGACUUAGUCCACUAAAAAUAGUAGUGUAGCUGUGGUAACAUGGGCAGCAGUGAGAGGCAGCACAGAGUAGUUGUUCUGAGUACAAACCCACCUGGACCCCAUGAGUAAGUACUCAAGACAGCUAGCCCAUGCCACUGCUCCCUGUGCUACUGUGACUACACUACUGUUUUUGGCACGCUAGUCCAAGUAUAUCUAUGCAAGCUGGGAAUCACACCCCUAGCUGCCAGUGUAGACUUAGCCUCAGAAUGCAGCCUUCACCUUCACAUCCACAGGCCUGAGCUGAAAAAACAAAUUUGUUUACAUAAAUAUUUGUUUAAGAUGUUCUCUAAAACAUUCCUUACCUGGCAAAAGUAAAGUCUGCAGCAAGACAUUUCCAGGUCCUUAGUUAAGUCAUUGCACAGGAGAGAGAACAUUAUGCUGCCGGUAUGGUUUGGGGAUUAGUGCAAUCAGGAGACCGUUUUCUGCUUGCAUGGUCCAAAAUAAAGUAUAUUAUUGAAAGAUUUCAGAGUAGCAGCCAUGUUAGUCUGUAUCCGCCAAAAGAACAGGAGUACUUGUGGCACCUUAGAGACUAACAAAUUUAUCUGAGCAUAAGCUUUUGUGGGCUACAGCCCACUUCACCAGAUGCCUAGACUGGAACAUACAGCAAGAAGAUAUUUAUACAUACAGAGAAUAUGAAAAGGUGGAAGUAGCCAUACCAACUGUAAGAGGCCAAGCAAUUGAGAUGAGCUAUCAUCAUCAGGAGAAGGAAAAACUUUUGAAGUGAUAAUCGAGAUGACCCAUAGAAGGUGUGAGGAUACUUAACAUGGGGAAAUAGAUUCAAUUAGUGUAGUGGCCCAACCAUUCCCAGUAACUGAUUGAAUCUGUUUCUCCAUGUUAAGUAUCUUCACACCUUCUAUGAAUCAUCUCCAUUAUCACUUCAAAAGUUUUUCUUCUCUUGCUGAUGAUAGCUCAUCUCAAUUGAUUGGCCUCUUACAGUUGGUAUGGCUACUUCCACCUUUUCAUGUUCUCUGUAUGUAUAAAUAUCUUCUUGCUGUAUGUUCCAGUCUAGGCAUCUGAUGAAGUGGGCUGUAGCCCAUGAAAGCUCAUGCUCAAAUAAAUUUGUUAGUAUCUAAGGUGCCACUAAUACACCUGUUCUUUAUAUUAUUGAAAGCAACUAGUUUGGCAAAAAUCCCUCUUAUCACCCCUAAUACUGCCAGGGAGUUUCAAUGAAAUCUUGAUUUGUAGAUAUGACGUUCCCUAGGGUGCAAUUUGGACUGCUAUGUCCCGUUAGCUCCCCAGCCUAAGAUGCUUUUUACACUGCUUUCCUGGUGAACAGCAACCCCUCCGUACUCUGUGGGCACACAGCCACUAGCAUGUAAAAUCACUCCCAGAUGAAUACAUGAACACUGUGCUCAGCUAUCCAUGAAUUACAUACAGGGUGAUACCCACAUAUUCUUCAGUUCCAGCCUUCUCCCUAGAAACGUGUGUCGUGUACUGCUCAGUAACCCCCUGGAUAGUACAAGCUCAUAAAUAGGUUGUCAUUCCAACACUCAGUAAUGAUUAUGCACCAACCUUGUUUACCCUUGUCAUAAACAGAUAGUUAAGGGUUAAUGCCUCUUUUACCUGUAAAGGGUUAAGAAGCUUAGUGAACCUGGCUGACACCUGACCAGAGGACCAAUAAGGGGACAAGAUACUUUCAAAUCUUGGUGGAGGGAAGUCUUUGUUUGUGCUCUUUGUUUUGGUUGUUCGCUCUUGGGACUAAGAGGGACCAGAUGUCCAUCCAGGCUCUCCAAAUCUUUCUGAAUCAGUCUCUCAUGUUUCAAAAUUGUAAGUAAUAGCCAGGCAAGGCGGAUUAGUUUUAUUUUUAGUUUCUCAACUUGCAAAUGUCCCUUUUUUGCUGAGAGGAUUUUACCACUGUUUGCUGUAACUUUGAACCUAAGACUGGAGGGGGUUCCUCUGGGCUAUACGAAUUUGAUUACCCUGUAAAGUAUUUUCCAUCCUAAUUUUACAGAGAUGAUUUUUACCUUUCUUCUUUAAUUAAAAGCUUUCUUUUUAAGAA